AUGGAACGCAUGGAACAUCCGAGGGGCUAUUUUGUUCAGUCUCUUGUUGCAGGUGGUACUGAUUUUCGUGGCCCCAGUAAGAAAAUCCGCGAGGAAAAAGGUCGCCAUCUUACUCAUUUGGAUUCGUACUUGUUGGCUGACGCAGCUGCCAAUUUUGCCGUUGGUCUCAUAUCCAACAGCCAACGCGGCCAAUCUGAUUCUGAUAAGUCCGAGGAUCCGGUGAAGAAAAUUCUGAGCGGCCUAAUGGCAUUCUGGGCGCCAUUCCUUUUAUUACACCUUGGCGGCCCCGACACCAUCACUGCUUUUUCUCUCGAGGAUAAUCAGCUUUGGCCGAGGCAUUUGUUCGGCCUUGUUGUUCAAGCGGGGGCUGUUAUCUAUGUCUUCUUCCAGUCACUUCCCAACGACAAGCUAAUGAUCCCCACGAUACUCAUGUUUUGCGCUGGUAUCAUCAAGUACGUGGAGCGGACAGUGGCUUUGUAUUUAGCGAGUCUGGACACAUUUCGUGAUUCGAUGCUUAAAGAUCAGGAUGCUGACCCCAACUACGAUAAGCUCAUGGAGGAAUACGCGAACAAGAGAGAGGCGGAGAUUUCGACGAGAAUCGAUUUGACACCUGAGCCAGAUAAAGAAACCAAGGCUUCUGAUAUUCCACCCAAGGAAGGCGAGCUGAAUCAUUUGGAAGUGGUGCACUAUGGUUUUUACUACUUCGAAACAUUCAAGGGAUUCAUCGUGGAUUUCACCUUCAGCUUCCGUGAGCGCGACGAGAGCCGUGAUUUUUUCUACAGGAGGACAGCUGAAGAUGCUCUGAGGGUAAUCGAGGUUGAACUCAACUUCAUAUAUAGGACUCUCUAUACCAAGCUGGAAGUUGUCUACUCUUGGUUCGGAUCUAUUUUUCGAUUCCUAGCUUUUGGGUCGACUUUGGUUACUCUUGGAAUCUUCCAUUUCAAAACGAACAAAGAUGCCUACGAUGGAGUGGAAAUUGGAAUCACCUACACUUUGCUCCUUGGUGCCAUUGUCCUGGAUGUAAUAACCAUCUUCACCAUGAUUUUCUCAGAUCGUACUUCUACGUUUAUAAAGAACCUUGAUCGUCCUUGUUGA
This is a messenger RNA of Hibiscus syriacus, 1095 nucleotides long. RefSeq lists its product as uncharacterized. Bases 1 to 1095 code for a protein of 364 amino acids. The transcript has a single exon. The record is from RefSeq and is a predicted model, not a curated record. Lineage: Eukaryota; Viridiplantae; Streptophyta; Magnoliopsida; Malvales; Malvaceae.